Molecule: messenger RNA, 1086 nt
Organism: Lutra lutra (Eurasian river otter)
Lineage: Eukaryota; Metazoa; Chordata; Mammalia; Carnivora; Mustelidae
Gene: PTPMT1
Product: protein tyrosine phosphatase mitochondrial 1
Exons: 4
Coding region: 195-1016 (273 amino acids)
Biological process (GO): protein dephosphorylation
Molecular function (GO): protein tyrosine/serine/threonine phosphatase activity; phosphatidylglycerophosphatase activity; phosphatidylinositol-4,5-bisphosphate 5-phosphatase activity
Source: RefSeq, a predicted model, not a curated record
GCUCUUCCUCGGCCCGGGGCCGGUUCCCCUGCGGGGUCAGAACGCCCCCUCACCUGGGGUCCCAGUCCCCUCCCUCGGGAGAGAGGCCGCCGGCCACGGGCAGGGGUCCCUGUUUCACACGUGGUAGAGUCGCAAGCCUCGCGCCCAGAAAUCCCUGGUCGCUCCCACAGGCCGGAGGCCCCUCCUCCGGAGCCAUGGAGGCCGGCGCGGGGGGGCCCGGCUCUCCCGCCGAGCGCAAGGAGGCCGGGCCCGGAGUCUCGGCGCCCGAGAGGCCCACGCCGACCGCGUCGCCUUCGCGGGAGGCGGUAGACUACUCGCCGCCCCCGUCGUCCUCAGGGCUCCCCUCGCGGCCGCUGACCUCGAGCCUAGGCGUGGGCAGGUCGCGGCUGCGCCAGGCCGGCUGGGGCGGGAUGGCGGCCGGCGCGCUCCUGGAAGCCGGCCUGGCCCGGGUGCUCUUCUACCCGACGCUGUUGUACACCGUGUUCCGUGGGAAAGUGCCGGGCCGGGCGCACCGCGAGUGGUACCACCGCAUUGACCCCACGGUGCUGCUGGGGGCGCUGCCCCUGCGGAGCAUGACGCGCCGGCUGGUACAGGACGAGAACGUGCGCGGGGUCAUCACCAUGAACGAGGAGUAUGAGACGCGGUUCCUGUGUAACUCCUCAAAGGAAUGGAGGAACGUAGGAGUCGAGCAGCUGCGGCUUAGCACAGUAGACAUGACUGGAGUUCCAACCUUGGCUAACCUCCAGAAAGGAGUCCAGUUUGCUCUCAAGUACCAGGCGCUGGGCCAGUCUGUCUAUGUGCAUUGUAAGGCUGGGCGCUCCAGAAGUGCCACUAUGGUGGCAGCGUAUCUGAUUCAGGUGUACAACUGGAGUCCAGAGGAGGCUGUAAGAGCCAUCACCAAGAUCCGGUCACACAUCCACAUCAGAUCUGGCCAGUUGGAAGUUCUCAAAGAGUUCCACAAGGAGAUUACUGCAGGGGCAGCAAAGGAUAAGACUGGUCAUACAUCACAGACGUGAAAUACACAGAUUAGAAAGAACUCAAGACAACCCUGCUUGCUACAGAAUCAAAUAAUUUUAACAGGACCAA